GUAGGAUACCUCCAAGAUUAGACAUUGCAGGAACAACUGCUAAAACAGUUAUCUCACUGGGCCUCCUGCCUCCUGCCAUCAUGUGGUGGAAAAGAGCAACAGCCUCUGCAUGAGACAACAUUCCUACAGUGCAUCUGAUCAAACACAAGUCUCGCAUACUCAAUCUCACCCCAUCAAAUGAGUUCCACGUAAAUACGUUCUUCACCGGCAUUUCAUCAAACGCCUUCUUCGCUCUUCGACAAGCGGGCGGCCGCCAGUUCCUCCUCGAUGUGGCGCAGACUCCUCGCGAGAGCGAUCCCACUCGCCCCCGCCUCCUCUGGCUUCCCCAAACCGCUAAGCCCCCUCCUCCACAUCGGUGGACCGCGCCUAACCACCUCUUCCGGGGACCCCGUCGCGGACGGUGGCAUCGGCGGCGAAGAUGACCCUUUCUGCUUCCCGGACCACUACUACGAGCAGCUCCCGCCCGAUGUCGCCCGGGGAGUGGACGCCGUCGUAGCAGCUGCCGAGGCCACCGGCUCCAAUGCCACGGACGCCGCGCGGGCCCUCGACGGGUGCGGCGCCGAGGCGUCCGAGCCGCUCGUGGUGGCCUCGCUGGCGCGCCUCCGGAACAGCUGCGCCGCCGCCCAUGCCGCGUUCCGGUGGGCCGCCGCGCAGCCCGGGUACGCGCCGGGCCGGCGCGCGUGCCACUCCAUGCUCGACAUCCUCGCCAAGCACCGCCGCUUCGACGCCGCGCGCGCCCUGCUCGACGAAAUGCGCCGCGCGUCCACGGCGUCUCCGGCCGCGGUACUGCUCCUCGUCCGGCGCCACUGCGCCGCGAGGGACGUCGCGGGCGCCGUCGCCGCCUUCCGAGCGCUCCCGAGCUUCGGGUUCCACACCGGCGCCGCCGAGUUCCAUGGCCUCCUGAGCGCGCUUUGCCGGUACAAGAACGUGCAGGACGCGGAGAAUUUGCUGAUAUCCUGGCAGAAGGAGUUCCCCUUCGAGACCAAGAGCUUCAACAUCGUCCUCAACGGAUGGUGCAACAUUGUCUGCAGCGUGCGGGAGGCGAAGAGGUUCUGGAGCUCCAUGGAGAGAAAGGGCAUUGCCAGGGAUGUUCUGUCCUAUGGGAGCAUGAUCUCCUGCUUCUCAAAGGCCGGGAGCCUCGACUCAGUCAUGAAACUCUUCAACCGCAUGAACGAGGCUGGCGUUGCUCCAGAUCGGAAAGUGUACAAUGCUAUUGUGUUCGCCCUGGCCAAGGGACGGUGCGUGAAGGAGGCGAAGAUGCUUGUCAGGAGUAUGGAGGAGAAGCAGGUUGCCCCAGACACGGCCACUUUUAACUCUCUCAUCGGCCCUCUGUGCAAGGCUCGUCAGUUUCAGGAGGCAAUGGAAAUGUUCGAUGCUAUGUUACAGAGAAAGCUGUCUCCUUCAGUAAGGACUUUCCAUGCACUGCUUAAUGUGGCUAGGAACUCCACCGAAGUUUUUGAUCUCUUGGAUAAGAUGAAACAGUUGCGAUGUGAGCCAGAGAUGGACACUUACAUCAUGUUGAUCAGAAAGUUCUGCCGGUGGAGAGAGCACGAGAGUGUGGAAAAGCUGUGGAGUGCAAUGCCUGCAAAUGGCCUGAGCCCUGACCGGAGCGCGUACAUUGUAUUGAUACAUGGUUUAUUCCUAAACGGAAGACUAGAGGAGGCAGCAAGGUAUUAUGAAGAGAUGAAAAGUAAGGGCUUUUUACCAGAGAAAAAGACUGAAGAAAUGGUAAUGGCUUGGCUUGAAGGCAGAGAGCUUGCCAAGGCAUCAGUUAUUAGCUCCAAGGGUGGUCGUGGUCCAGUGUCUCUCAAACUUCCCAAGAAGUGACAAGUUUAAGGUUUAGGGUACGAUAAAGUUCAAGAAUGAAAUGAAACGAAACGAUAUAUGACGGCGCUUAUUGUUAUUCCUGUAGAACUGCUAAAGUUCAAGAGAUAUUUUGCUACACAGAAAACGGGGGUUAUCCCUAAACCUAAUCUUUUGGUUGUCACCUCGUGGCUAUCCUCUAAUCUUUUGGUUGUCACCUCGUGGCUAUCCUGUGGCUUGAGUAGUAAAUCAAUGAUGCCUAAGAGCCGUUGGCUUAUAUUUAUCAGAUUACUGAUAACAUGGUCUAAGUCAACGAGCUUAUCCUUGUACGGUCUGACCAUUGUACCAUAUCCUUAGAUAUGCCGAUGCUGAUUGCAAGUGGCUCAAGUAUUCAUGUCAUUUUCAUGGUACGGAUCCAAUCCACCAUCAA
Messenger RNA from Zea mays, 2233 nucleotides. Its product is annotated as pentatricopeptide repeat-containing protein At5g15010, mitochondrial. Gene Ontology annotation, molecular function: protein binding. The record is from RefSeq and is a predicted model, not a curated record. Lineage: Eukaryota; Viridiplantae; Streptophyta; Magnoliopsida; Poales; Poaceae. The transcript has a single exon. The coding region runs from base 268 to 1827 and encodes 519 amino acids.